Molecule: messenger RNA, 5580 nt
Organism: Bactrocera latifrons
Lineage: Eukaryota; Metazoa; Arthropoda; Insecta; Diptera; Tephritidae
Product: atrial natriuretic peptide receptor 1
Exons: 10
Coding region: 84-4958 (1624 amino acids)
Biological process (GO): intracellular signal transduction; protein phosphorylation; cGMP biosynthetic process
Cellular component (GO): membrane
Molecular function (GO): guanylate cyclase activity; peptide receptor activity; protein kinase activity
Source: RefSeq, a predicted model, not a curated record
GUACUCAAACAAAAGCAGAAUUAAUAAAAAAUUUAAGUUGGAAAAAAAACAGAGAAAAAGCUAGAAAGAAAAUUUUGGCAAUUAUGGAAGCAAAUAUGAAAAUAGAAUUAGAAACAGAAAUGAAAACAGAAAUUGCAGCGGCAGAACCACGAAUUGGAGUUUACAAAGAAAUUCGGAAACAAAUAAGUAACCCCCAAAAACACAAAAUGCUCACAAAUUAUCCAUCUCAAGCCGAUACGCAAACCCAAAUCCCACCUACUCAACAACGCACUCAUGAUUAUUACGCAGAGCAGCGACAACCAACAACAGCAGUACGAUUACAAGCCGGUCGUUGCAUUUCAGGAAAUGAAAUUUUGAUCCACACUCAGUGCCAAUGGGCAUCUACUCAAAACCACAAGCUCAUACCAGCUGCAGCACGCUCUGAGUGCCACUCUGCAGUCCAACCGCGUAGUCAACACAAAUCRUUGAAUACAAAAUAUCGUCGAUCACAGUUUCGCAAUUGGCGUGAUUGGCUUUUUCGUGCCCAAGCAUUGCAACCACCUUGGCGCAGCCCUUUUAUGCCACUACUAACAACGUACACGUUGUUGUAUCUGCUAAGCGCGUUACCCCACGUACGAGCCGCUUGCCGUGAGGAGUCCGCUCGCGCUUGCGAAGCCAUUUGUACACCGGACGGUCGCGACUGUACGUUGCGCGCACUUUUAUUGCUACCCGACGAUGACACCUACACGGCUUCGUUGCGUCGCACAAUGCCAGUGUUGCAUUUGGCUGACCGUUAUAUUCGCGAAAAUAGUUUAUUGCCACCGCAGUUGAAUUUGGAAUGGAUGACGGGCGAUGUGAAAUGCGAUGCAGCAUAUGCCUCUAUUAAGGCCAUGGACGGCAUCGUAAAGAAUUGUGCACAUGUUGUCUUUGGUCCAGUUUGUGAUUAUGCCUUAGCCGCCGUCAGUCGCAUCGCCAAGUACUUCAAUAGCAACGGCACGCCAGUCAUAUCCAUAGGUGGCGCCACCGAUAGUUUUGAAGACCAGAAAACAACAUGUGCUGAUGAGUUCUAUAUGCUGGUGCGUCCCGGUGUGCUCAGCUUUAAAAGUCUCUCUCUGAUGAUAAUCGAACUUAUGAAACGCUACAAUUGGUCGAAUUCCAUAGCAUUCUACGAACGUGAUGGACAAAGUAAUGCUGUCGGUGAGCACAGCUGUUAUUUGAUGAUGAAAAGUUUUGGCGAUGAAAUGCGUAAUCUGAAUUUGACAUUUGCACAGUAUUCCAUAGUGCCGGAGCUGCGCAACCGCACCGAGGAGCUAGUACGUGAAAUUGGCAAUAARCACACAAUUGUCAUUAUGUGUGCGGAACCCGAGAAUAUACGCCGAAUCAUGCUAACAGCUGAGGAAUUGAAUAUGGUCGACAGUGGCGAAUAUGUGUUCAUUAAUAUUGAAAUGUUUUCGCACGCUUCACACAUCGCUUGGAGGCCUUGGUAUGACAAAAACGAUACGACCGAAAAUAACGAACGCGCACGUAAGGCAUAUACCGCUAUACUGACUUUAACGCCAAAACAACCAGAUGAUGAGGCAUACACUACAGUUUCAAAUAAGAUCAAAACCAUCGCCACGGAGAARUAUAAUUACACAUUCCAGGAAAAUGAGGAAGUGUCGUCCUUUGUAAUAUCCUUUUUCGAUGGCGUAUUGCUCUAUGCCAAAGCGCUUAAUGACAGUAUUCGUGAGGAUCCGACAGUGCUGACACGCCCUAUAAAUGGCACCGAUAUGGUACGACGUAUGUGGGGACGCAGUUUCAAAGGUAUUACCGGUAAUGUCACUAUCGAUAACAACGGCGAUCGUAUCUCAGCAUAUUCUUUACUGGACAUGAAUCCGCAUACGGGUAGUUUUGAAAUUGUUGCCGAUUUCAUACACAACCGCUUGGACUUUGUGCCCGGCCAGGAAAUACACUGGGCUGGUGGUCGCAAAGAACCACCACCUAGUACGCCGAUUUGUGGUUACGAUGGCUCACUGUGUCCAGAUAAUUCAUUACCCGGUUAUGCAAUACUCUCGAUCAUACUCGGCGUCGUAGUUGUGCUGAUGACCGUCGGUUUYUUCUUCGGUUAUCGGCACUAUAAAUCAGAGGCGGAAAUAAAUUCCAUGACAUGGAAAGUUUCACUUAGUGAUUUAGUUUGUCCGGAUUUGGGUGGUCGCGGUAUACGCGGCUCCUUUCACUCACUCGUACGGCAUAGCUCGCAAUUGACACUCAUGUCCGAGGACUUGCGUUCGCUGUGCGGUGAUCGUCAAAUCUUCAUACCAGUCGGUAUGUAUCGUGGCUGUGAAGUAGCUAUUAAGGCGAUCGAAAAUCGUCAAAUCAAUUUGACACGUUCGCUUAUGUUGGAACUAAAAAGUAUGAAGGAUCUGCAGCAUGAUCAUUUGGUGAAAUUCUAUGGCGCAUGCUUGGAUCCACCGAAGCGUUUCCUACUCACCGAAUACUGUCCGAAGGGCUCACUGCAGGACAUUCUGGAGAAUGAACAAUUCCAGCUGGACUGGAUGAUUAAAUUAUCGUUAAUGCAUGAUAUUGUGCGCGGCAUGCAUUUUUUACACAACUCGGUUAUACGUUCGCAUGGCAAUUUGAAAUCGUCCAAUUGUGUGGUGGAUUCCAGGUUCGUUUUAAAAAUCACCGAUUUUGGUUUGCAUACGCUAAAGCGGGAACGACCAGAGGCGGUGGAAAACGAUGUGGAGGACUGCAAUAGUCAUGCGUAUUGGAGUAAACUAUUUUGGACAGCGCCAGAAUUGUUGAAAAUUGGCAAUGAUCGUCCGCCAGAGGGUACACAAAAGGGGGACGUUUAUUCCUUUGGCAUAAUCGUACAUGAAAUCAGYACAAGACAAGGUCCAUUUUACCUAGGCAAGACUGAAAUAGAAAAAUCACCUAAAGAAAUUAUUCAACUAGUCAAAGCUUAUCCGGAACACAUAUCUUCGCCAUUUCGUCCGUAUAUCGAUGAGCAUGAUGGAUAUCUUGAUAUUAACAACCUCAUGAUCAAGUGCUGGGCUGAGGAUCCGCUUGAACGUCCCGACUUCAAUGCACUCAAAUCAAUCAUACGUCGAAUCAAUAAAGAUAACGAGACCGGAAACAUUGUGGAUAACCUGCUUAAACGCAUGGAACUCUAUGCCAAUAAUCUGGAGGAGCUUGUCGAGGAGCGUACACAAGACUACAUUGAGGAGAAGAAGAAAUGCGAAAAGCUGCUGUAUCAGCUACUACCGCAGAGCGUUGCAGCGCAGCUUAUUAGCGGACAACCGGUGGUGGCCGAAACUUUCGAUCAGGUCACCAUCUACUUUAGUGAUAUUGUUGGUUUCACCGCCAUCUCAGCUGAGAGCACACCCAUGCAGGUGGUGCAAUUUCUCAACGAUCUCUACACCUGUUUCGAUUCCAUUGUAGAGAAUUUUGAUGUCUACAAAGUGGAAACGAUAGGUGAUGCCUAUAUGGUUGUCUCCGGCCUGCCAAUACGUAAUGGUAAUCAGCAUGCACGUGAAAUUGCACGUUUAGCACUGGCGCUACUUGGCGCCGUACAUAAAUUUAGAAUACACCACCGACCGCAAGAUCAACUAAAGCUACGUAUUGGCUUGCACACAGGCGCUUGUGUGGCUGGCGUUGUGGGUCUAAAGAUGCCGCGCUAUUGUCUCUUCGGCGAUACGGUAAAUACGGCGUCACGCAUGGAAUCGAAUGGCGAAGCGCUACGCAUACACAUUAGUCAAAAUACCAAAUUGGCAUUAGACGAGUUUGGCACAUUCAUAACCACACAACGUGGUUAUGUACCCAUGAAGGGUAAAGGUGAAAUGCUCACAUAUUGGCUCGAGGGUGAAGUACCAAAACCGGAGUCACCUUCAGUGCCGSCACAACAGUUGCUGCACGGYCGGCGUUCUUCACUCAAACAUCCGCCGCAACGUUAYAGUGUUAUGUUGCAAAAGCAACAUUCCGAGAUCUCAGAGGGUGAGCCAUUAACGCCAGCGACAAUUGUCGAACACAGCAGCGUACCGAAAACGCCGACUUUGCGUGUGAAGCGCAAAAUCUCAUCAUCAUCACCAAAAUUGAGUGACAACGAAUUUAAACCGGACGAUUUCAAUUACUAUCUUGAAAAUGUCAAACAACAACAAGACAAAGAGCAUAUAGUGGCGAUGGGUAAGCUAAAAAAUGGGCUCAACGGCGACAUUUACAGCAGCCGUUCGCUGCGUGAGCCGCGUAAAGAUGCCAACAACGAGUUGGCCAAUCUACGUUUACCGUUAUCUGGUGCACUGAAAAAUCACAAUAACAAUUUAGCGAAUAACCAGCGUACCAGCUUUGCACAUCUAUUGCAAUCCAACUCGAAUUCCAAUCUAAGCGGUAUUCUACAUCCGACAACACCGGCAUUGGCACGCGUACGCCCGAGGCUAUCACCAAGCAUUUCCCCAUUGGUAUCCAGUGAACGUGCCGACAAUGAUCACUUACAAAAUGGUCAACGCAUCAAAUUCCAAAUAGGCAUUAARGAUGACGAACAACAAGAUAGCGGUAUAAAUGGCAGAUCUGAGCCAAAUACUUCAGCACAACUUUUACCUCGACGCCCAUCAUUUGAUGAAUCAUAUAGGGAAUCAAAUAUUUAUAAGCCUGAUGGCGUUGAUGAUGACGAAGACGACAUUGAUUUGCCAUUAAAUCACCAGUUGAAUAGUAGUAAAGCACGCUUGUUGGAGGGCGAAAAUCUAAAUAGCGUGGYAUUUACUAAAAAUGGUUGUGAUAGUGUAUGUAAAAGCAACAAUAAUAGCUACAAUAACAUUGUAAAAGCAAAUAAUGCAAAGAAUUUGCAUCUUAUUAGCAAAACUGUCCCGCCAAUGGAUAAUCACGUGGUCGUAGGUGCUGCAGACGCAACAAAUACGGGUGCCAGCGUAGUGGGUAAUGCUGUAACUGUGGCUACACCUCCGGCAGGGAGUGUGGCGCAACCGUUAUUGGGAAAAAUCAAUUCAUAAUUUGGUAUAAAUCAUUAUUUCAGCAACGAAUUUCACAACUGCAGAGCARACAUGCAAUUGUAUUGCAACUCAUGUUCACUAAGUGGACGCCUACAUGUACAUAUGUAUGUAUAAUUAAUGCAAAAACCACAAACAUGGUACAGGAGGCAAUUUGAAACUGAUUUCAGGUUUAUAAGUAAGUGGAAAURUGAUCACAAAUUUCUCAUAAAUAAAGGAAAUUUAAACUCUUGUUUGCAUUAAAAUGCUUGAAUAUAAUUUGGCUGAGGCGCGGAGCAAUUGAAAAUAUUUGCACAUGUAAACUAAUAUUACAGAAAUUCUUGUACUCAGUGCUAUUUCAAACAAAAAAACUAAAUAUUCACUCGUAUUUAAAAACUAGUUUUAAAAAUAAUUUAACGUUUAUUAGGUUUUCAAAUUACAGUUGUAUAGUGUUAUGUAAUAUGCCAACAGCAUAGUACGACAAAUGUAGCAAAAAUAAUAUAUUAAAAAUGUUAGAUUUUAAACACAAACAUAAUUUCAUCACAAAUAUCGACCAUCACAAAUAGUUUGUAAGUUAAAUUCUUUGUUUAUAUACUAAACUUUACAGUAUAUAAAAAAAUAUAGCGUAUGUUUUAAAAUCAUCUAU